Messenger RNA from Funneliformis geosporum, 734 nucleotides. Lineage: Eukaryota; Fungi; Glomeromycota; Glomeromycetes; Glomerales; Glomeraceae. The record is from the annotation of a GenBank genome assembly.
AGAAUGGAAGAUUGUAUCAAAGUUUUAUGAUAGGUUUAAUACAUCAGAAGACUUUCGUAAUACAUUCUGUCUAAAUAAUCAACCUCCAAUCAACUCUGUAAAAAUCAGUAAACUGUUUGAGCCGAAAAUAUAUAAUAAACCAAUGGUUGAAUGUGAAUUAGUUUAUGGAACAUUGAUGGCUACUUUUUAUAUAUUAAGUGAUAAUAAGACAGGUGUUGUGGUUAUUCCAAAUGUCAGUCCUUCAGACAAUGAUAUUGUCAACCAAAUAUUUGAAUUACAAACUGGAUUAAAUAUUUUAGAAGAAAGAGGAGCAACAAAUCUCGUUCUGGACUUUCAUGAUAAUAGUGGAGGAUUCGUACUUUUAGCAUACUUUUUUGUUUAUUUAUUAUUUCCAGAAUCUAGUCCAUCAUUCGACAACGAUAUGGUGGUUACCGAAUUGUCUAGAGCAUUACUCGAAGCAGCAACAUCACAAUCAACAGCAUUCGAAACGUCAAAUAAAUCAUUUGAGAUUCCACCAAGCCUACAUACUAAAGAUUUAAUAAGAUGGGCAGCAAAUACAGUACUUAAUAUAAUGGAUUCAACUUCAACCUUCGAUACUGUCAGUUACAAAGAUCCAAAUACAGGUAAACCUUUUAUCAAUGUUGAAGAAUUUAUUGGUAACAAGACUUACGUUAGAGGGGGAACUCCUACAUCAUAUACAUCCAAAUUUGUGGACAAAAAUACACAAGGAUUUA